AUGACCACUAAAAAAAGUAAUCGUUGGAAACUCAGGCUUCCGUACUUUGAAAAGAACAAAUUGUGGAGCUUAUUAGAUUUCUUACAUUGGAGUGUAGUAUUUAUCAGUGAUUUCGGAAAAAAGGAAGAAGAGCAUAGAGGAUAUAAAAUUUGUUUAGAACAGCUUGCUAAAAGCCCCGAAUUAUUAAAGUCUCAUAGCAAUCAAUCGGCUCAAAAGUUGGUAUCAAGAUGCUUGGAAUCAUAUGAGUCGAGUCUAAGAAAGUGCCUUGUUAUAGUCCUUCCUAACCGCUUAAAGUGCUAUGUUGAGUCAGAAUAUCCGCUCGUUGAGUCGAAAAUCCCAGGAUCGUAUCCUUGGAAUGAAAAGCAAUCACUUGGAGUAGAAAACUUUUGGAAGACCAAAAGUAGUGUCGUGGAAACGUUACAAAGAGCAUCCACCUUGAAUUCUCUAAAUAUAAUUAAUCGAAUGGUGGACUUACAUUCCGAUUAUAAUAAUGCAUUGGCUAAUGCUACACGAGAAAAUAUUGAGCCAGCUCUAAAAACAGAAAAGACGAGGAACGAUGAGACCGAUUCAAAUGAUACAAUAACGGACGAUAAUAAUGAAGAAGAAGAUCUUGAUGAACCAGAGACAGAAAUGGUGGCUUUAUCUCACAAAAGAAAAAGAGAAGUUUUGCGCAGUUUAGAUAAUCAAGAAAACUAUUCAGAAUUUUCCCAAUCAGAAGUAAAUUUAUCAUAUACUAUUCAAGUUCCAAAAGUUGAGAUGUUAAAAGGGUUGGAGACGAAGACACGCUUAGAAAAAUACAAUAUUUUUUGCCUUUUCGAUGUUGAGUUCCUUUACACAAAACAACUUUUUAAAAAAUUAUCAACAGAACAAGUUAAUGCAAUAAAAAGUAAAUGGACAAUGGCCGAAGAUUCGAUUAACAAAAAAGAUAUCGAUGAACGCUGGAGUGCAUGUUCGUUAAAAGAAUUAGUCGAUAAUUAUAACAAAGUCAUCAAAAAGAAUGUAAAUGAAAAUACAUUUUGUACAGACUUUAACUCACUUAUGACGGAUGUUACAAAACAACAAUUUAAUAAUUAUGAACAUCAAAAAAAUUACGAACUGCUUUGGUGCCAAAACCUUUGCACACAAUUAACUCUUCAGUUAUUACGAAGACACAGUGCUCUGUUGGACAGUAGUACAAGUGAAUAUCAAUAUCGGGACGAAGUAGUAAAUCCUCUUUUGGCGUCGAUCUUUUUUGAUGUCGAUAAUGCAUUGUGGUUGAAAACUGGAGAAAUUGAAAGCAUCACACAAAAAAGACAACGCAAUUUUUUAAAACAAGAAAAUGAACGAGUAAAACUCGGUGCCAAACACGAUGGUAUUUUAUACAUGGAUGUACAAGGUACACCAGUCGAAGUCGGUUUUUUGGAAGUAGUGGGUAAUGCGUUUACUAUGGCAAUAUCCGACAAAAAUGAUGAUCUAGAGAAAUUGUUAAAAGCCAUGAUGUUGUCUCUUUGGUAUCAGCAUGCACAUCAAUUUGAGAGUUUUUCGGAAAACAUGACGUUGCAAUCAUUUUCCAUUUUAGUAUUUGGACGAGAAUUUCACCUUUUAAGCAUGCACUUCAUAGAUGAUAUGUACAUUGUUGACGAAUUCGAUGCUUUCAUUAUACCAGAUUCUGGUAUGAAUUUUUCGCAAAUUGGAAUAAUAAUUGAAAUAAUCAAAAAAUUCAAAAUACGACUGAUAAGGUAUUAUCGUCAACUUGUUCAAAGACCGCGUAGGGUGACUCGAUAUCCAAAACCAGGAUUACCAACUGAUUCACAGUUAAAACUCAAGAGAAAUCAAAAUCCUUUUACUUCCGAUAAAGAAAAUGAACCAGAUGAAGAAUUUUAA
This is a messenger RNA of Dentiscutata erythropus, 1863 nucleotides long. The record is from the annotation of a GenBank genome assembly. Lineage: Eukaryota; Fungi; Glomeromycota; Glomeromycetes; Diversisporales; Gigasporaceae.